This is a messenger RNA of Hansenula ciferrii, 1020 nucleotides long. RefSeq names its product isopenicillin N synthase family dioxygenase. The record is from RefSeq and is a predicted model, not a curated record. NCBI's taxonomy places the organism in Eukaryota, Fungi, Ascomycota, Saccharomycetes, Phaffomycetales, Wickerhamomycetaceae. The transcript has a single exon. The coding region runs from base 1 to 1020 and encodes 339 amino acids. Gene Ontology annotation, molecular function: dioxygenase activity.
AUGGCCCGAGCUGCUAGUAAUCCAUUGAAAGUUGUGGAUGUAUCCUCUUUGGAUCAAUCCACUGCUGAUGAUGUGCUCCAAGGGUUUAGUGAACAAGGUUUCCUAUUUGUUGAUGGACAUGAUUUCACUCAGGAUGAAGUUGAUCAAUUGUUUAAGUUAAGUGCUGAAUUCUUUGAUAUCCCAUUGGAAAAGAAACAAAAAGUUGCUAUUGAUAAACAAGAUUGUGGUUAUACUUCAUUUAAUCAAGAAAGUCUAGAUCCAAAUUCUAAUAAGAAUGGUGAUCCAAAAGAAGCUUUUAAUUUUGGUUCUUUCAAUUUCUUGACAGGUGAUUGUAAUAAAGAUCAAUUACCAAAUAUUUUCCAAUCCAAUGAUAACUAUAAAUUCAUUCAAUCAAUAAUUAAAAAACAAUAUAAGCUAGCUACAAGAAUUUUAGAACUUUUAGCUAUUGGUUUACAAAUUGAUGAACAAGAUGGUGGUAAAGAUUGGUUCACUAAAAGACAUCCACCAAUUGGAAAAUCAACCUCAGCAAUGAGAAUGCUUCAUUAUCCACCUUUAUCUAAAUUAGAUGCAGAAACUGCAAUUAGAGCAGGUGCGCAUACUGAUUAUGGUUCAAUAACAUUAUUAUUACAACAACAAAAUCAAGAAGGUUUAGAAAUUCACACUUCAAAAGAAAAUGGAUGGGAACCAGUUCCAUUUAUACCUUCACCUAAUGAAAAUUAUAUUAAAUUAGGUAAAGCUGCUCCUAUAAUUGUUAAUAUUGCAGAUCAAUUAUCAUUUUGGACUUCUGGUGUACUAAAAUCUACAUUACAUAGAGUUAAAUUACCAAUUAAUGGGAAUGAUAGAUAUUCUAUAGCAUUUUUCUUUGAUGCUGAAUCUUCAACUCGUUUAACUCCAAUUCCAAGUCCUUUAAUACCAAAUUCUAACAAUCCAUCUAAUUUUCAAAAUGAAAAUGAUUAUAUGACUUCUGGUGAAUAUAUGCAGAAAAAAUUCGCUGGUACUUUCAUUUCAGGUCAUUCAUAA